AAAGCCAUUGGCAAUCAUGGUAUAAUGAUAAAAGAAGCACAACAAAAGUGGUUGAGGGGCUGCUCAGCUUAUUAAAUGUCAUUCCUCCCCCCUCCUUUUCUAUUCAAAAUUCGAACUCACACCACAUUUCCCAACACCCUCCUUACCCUGCUGCUUUCUAGCUCUUAGUCUUAUAGUUUUUGCAUUUUCUUGAGAAACAGAAAGAAAUCUCUAGGGUUUGUAGUACUAAUGGAAGUAAAGAAUACAGAGAGGAAGCUCAUCUGCUAGGAGUCUGAAGAAAAGGAAAGAGAGUUGGAAAAUGAACACGGCAAGAUUCAUCAAGUGUGUCACAGUUGGUGAUGGAGCUGUCGGAAAGACCUGCAUGCUUAUUUCUUAUACAAGCAAUACCUUUCCCACAGAUUAUGUGCCUACUGUGUUCGACAACUUCAGUGCUAAUGUCGUGGUUGAUGGCAGCACAGUUAACCUUGGACUAUGGGAUACUGCGGGGCAGGAGGAUUACAACAGGUUGAGGCCAUUGAGUUAUAGGGGCGCAGAUGUUUUCUUGUUGGCCUUCUCACUCAUCAGCAGAGCCAGCUACGAAAAUAUCUCUAAGAAGUGGAUUCCUGAGCUGAGACAUUACGCCCCUACUGUGCCAAUAGUUCUUGUUGGAACCAAACGUGAUCUUCGGGAUCACAAGCAGUAUUUGAUUGAUCAUCCUGGGGCUACGCCUAUCACAACUGCUCAGGGUGAAGAGCUGAAGAGGGCAAUUGGUGCUGCUGUUUACAUAGAGUGCAGCUCCAAGACUCACCAGAAUGUUAAGGCUGUGUUUGAUGCUGCAAUCAAGGUGGUUUUGCAGCCCGCUAAACCGAAGAAAAGGCGACGGAAGCAAAGCCCAUGCACAUUACUCUAAAUCCAGUUCAUGUUAUAAUUCCCCUUUUGUAACAGCCAGGGGACGCGUGUGUCAGUCCUCUUCUGCUGUGUAUUCCAGUCUUUCGAACCUAUCAUGUUGUCCAGUUCCUAUUUUUCAAUCUACUAUGCACUAUGCUUCAUAUGCAUUUCAUAUAUAGGAAAAUAUAAGAUUUUACUAAUGUAAACUUUGUGAAGGUCAGAAUGUAAGAAACCCUCUUUUGUA
Molecule: messenger RNA, 1111 nt
Organism: Carya illinoinensis
Lineage: Eukaryota; Viridiplantae; Streptophyta; Magnoliopsida; Fagales; Juglandaceae
Product: rac-like GTP-binding protein RAC2
Exons: 7
Coding region: 299-889 (196 amino acids)
Biological process (GO): regulation of actin cytoskeleton organization; small GTPase-mediated signal transduction; establishment or maintenance of cell polarity
Cellular component (GO): cell cortex; cell projection; cytoskeleton
Molecular function (GO): GTP binding; GTPase activity; protein kinase binding
Source: RefSeq, a predicted model, not a curated record